AAAGUAGUGCCCCUCGACGUGACUUCUGAGGGCAGAAACGGGAUUCCGUUUCGCCAGCAAGUCAUCAUGGCCACGCAAACGCAAACCCUUACGAGCUCCGCAGAGUCGAUUUCUAGAGAGCACGGAGCUGUCACGAUUCCUCUCCAGGUCCUCGAGACCACGCUAAGUGUCCGGUCACGUACGCUGCAACACAAGUCUGCGGACACAUACUCGGCCCUGCAGAAGGUUGCCACCGUGUUGCAGCUCUCCGGUGUCAACUUGUGCUCCAGUGCCAUCAAUGGCCUCGUCGUCGUGGGCCUUCCCACCAUCACCGCGGAUCUCGCCCUGCCAGAAUCGCUCGCCUUCUGGCCCACAUCCGCCACGAGCUUGGGAACCGCCGCAACACUGCUGCUUGCCGGGUCGAUCGCAGAUGCGUUCGGCGCACGCGCAUGCGAUCUCCUAGGAUGUCUUAUGAUCUCGGCCUUUCUGAUCGGCGCGGCGACCGCGUCGACCGGAGUCCAACUUGUGGCAAUGCGGGCUGUCCAGGGUGUUGGCAUCGCUCUGCACUUAUCGUCGUCAGUCGCGCUUGUUGCGCAGGCCUUUCCCAAAGGCAAGGGGCGCAAUAUGGCGUUCGCCUGCUUGGGACUAAGCCAGCCGCUGGGCUUCUCCUUUGGCCUGGUGAUUGGCGGCGUGCUGAUCGACGCUGCUGGCUGGCGGGUGGCAUACUACCUCUACGCAGGCAUCUGCACCUGCCUCUUCUUUGUGGGUCUCUGGGCUCUGCCUCACAGUCCAGACAAGUUGUCGUUUACGGAGCGCAUUGCGAUGUGCCGGACCAAGAUGGACUGGCUUGGAUCCUUGCUUGCCUCAGCAUUCAUGGCGAUAUUGUGCUACCUGCUUGCUGUUCUGAGUGUCGACACUCGCCGGAUCCAAGACGGCGACACAAUUGCGCUCCUGUGCAUCGGCCUGCUCUUGCUGCCAUGCUUUGUCGCCUGGAUGCAUCGACAAAAGACACUCGGUCGGCCUGCACUGAUCCCAAAUGCGCUCUGGCGAAACCCGUCCUUCUCCUGCAUAUGCGGCAUCACCGCCUUUGCGUUCUCGGCCGUCAACGCAAUGGAACUCUUCUGUAACCUGUACUUCCAAGGGAUUCAACACCUAUCCGCACUGCAGUCCUCGCUCCGCAUCGUUCCUAGUCUCGUAGUCGGCGUCCUUGUAGGCCUGGUCUGCGGCCUCCUCGUCGACCGAUUCCGGGCGCUCUGGCUGAUCAGCAUUUCCGCCGCCAUGACGGCCCUGUCCCCGCUGCUGAUGGCCGUCGUCGACCCGCAAUGGCCCUACUGGCAGGGCGCCUUUGCCGCGCAGCUGCUCUGCCCGCUCAGCGCCAACAUCCUUUUCACCGUGGGCCUGAGCAUCAUCUCCGAGGUCUUUCCCGAGGACACGCAGGCCCUCGCGGGUGCCGUGUUCAACACCUCGGCGCAGUUCGGCACGGCGCUGGGGCUGGCGGUGCUGCAGAUCAUCUCGUCGUCAGUGACGAAGACGCAUCUGGCGGAUCAGGCUGGGGAUGCCUUGCUUCACGGCUAUCGGGCAAGCUUCUGGGCGCUGUUUGGCUUCAUGCUUGCGUGUGUCCUGCUCAGUAUUCUGGGGCUGAGACGGGUGGGCAGGGUAGGAGUGAAGCAGGAGUAACAGAUUUGGACCAGAUCAUCAAAGACUGUGUUAUCACGCUAUAAGAUUCCAAGCACGCACAUACC
Molecule: messenger RNA, 1721 nt
Organism: Microdochium trichocladiopsis
Lineage: Eukaryota; Fungi; Ascomycota; Sordariomycetes; Xylariales; Microdochiaceae
Product: major facilitator superfamily domain-containing protein
Exons: 3
Coding region: 67-1656 (529 amino acids)
Biological process (GO): transmembrane transport
Cellular component (GO): membrane
Molecular function (GO): transmembrane transporter activity
Source: RefSeq, a predicted model, not a curated record